GGACGAUCCUGCUUUCUUCAAUUUAACCUCUUUAUAGCUGUUCAUUUAUGUACAUUUGACGUGUCACCCGGUGAUCCUGAUACUUGUUACACGUGUACGGAAAAAAAAUACAGAUUUCUUAUUUCCUAGUAUCAUAUACAAGAAUCGACGAUGACAGCAUUAAUGGUAUUACAUAAAUUCUGGUUGGAGUACACGAAAAAUACACCUAAGAAACUGAAAAUUAUCGAUGCGUACUUAUUGUACGUGUUUCUUACUGGCGUUACUCAAUUCAUUUAUUGUUGUCUUGUCGGCACAUUCCCCUUCAACAGUUUUCUCAGUGGUUUCAUAUCCUGCGUAUCCUGCUUUAUUCUAGGAGUUUGUCUUCGAUUGCAAGUUAACCCGCAAAAUAAAAGUCAGUUUCACGGUAUAAGCCCAGAAAGAGGAUUUGCAGACUUUAUUUUUGCACAUAUCAUUCUACAUAUUGUUAUAAUGAAUUUCAUUGGAUAGAGAUACACAAAUGUGUUAUUAAAGCAAAUCAACAUACUUCAUAUUUUGUUAAAGAAUAAAUUAUUUCUGAUAGAGUAUA
Molecule: messenger RNA, 565 nt
Organism: Nylanderia fulva
Lineage: Eukaryota; Metazoa; Arthropoda; Insecta; Hymenoptera; Formicidae
Gene: Dad1
Product: dolichyl-diphosphooligosaccharide--protein glycosyltransferase subunit
Biological process (GO): protein N-linked glycosylation
Cellular component (GO): oligosaccharyltransferase complex; membrane
Source: RefSeq, a predicted model, not a curated record